CCAGCUCCAGGCCCCUAGCUUGCUGUUCCUACCCAGAGCCUGAGCAGUCUCUCGGGAAGGAGCUGUGACCCCAGUGUCCUGCCCAGGGGCCCUGGAGUGGCUGAAAGAGCGGCUGUUCCGUGUGGGUGAGGACUGGUAUUUCCUGAUGGCCCUCGGGGUGCUCAUGGCUCUGAUCAGCUAUGCCAUGAACUUCGCUAUCGGGCGCGUGGUCAGAGCGCACAAGUGGCUAUACAGGGAGGUUGGGGACGGUCACCUGCUCCGGUAUCUCUCCUGGACUGUGUACCCUGUGGCCCUCCUGUCCUUCUCCUCCGGCUUCUCACAGAGCAUCACGCCCUUCUCUGGAGGGUCUGGACUCCCAGAGCUGAAGACUAUGUUGUCUGGAGUCGUCCUGGAGGACUACCUAGAUAUCAAGAACUUUGGGGCCAAGGUGGUGGGCCUCUCCUGCACUCUGGCAACAGGCAGCACCAUAUUCUUAGGCAAAGUGGGCCCCUUCGUGCACCUGAGUGUAAUGAUUUCUGCUUACCUGGGCCGUGUACGAGCCAAGACCAUGGGGGAAUCUCAGAAUAAGGCCAAGGAAAUUGAAAUGCUAGCGGCUGCAGCUGCAGUGGGAGUGGCCACGGUCUUCGCAGCCCCCUUCAGCGGGGUCCUGUUCAGCAUCGAGGUCAUGUCCUCACAUUUCUCCGUCUGGAAUUACUGGAGGGGCUUCUUCGCUGCCACCUGUGGGGCCUUCAUGUUCCGCCUCCUGGCGGUCUUCAACAGUGAGCAGGAGACCAUCACCUCCAUCUACAAGACCCGCUUCCGAGUGGAUGUGCCCUUUGACCUGCCUGAAAUCUUCUUUUUUGUGGCCCUGGGGGCCAUCUGUGGUGUCCUGAGCUGUGUUUACCUAUUCUGUCAGCGGAAUUUUCUCCGCUUCAUCAAGACCAAUCGGUACACCGCCAAACUGCUGGCUACCAGCAAGCCCUCGUAUGCAGCUCUGGCUGCCCUGAUCCUGGCCUCCAUCACCUAUCCACCUGGUGUGGGGCGUUUCAUGGCUUCCCGGCUCUCCAUGGCGGAGCAUUUGCGCACCCUGUUUGACAACAACUCCUGGGCCCUGAUGACCCGGAACUCAUCCCCACCCUGGCCUGCUGAGCCUGACCCCCAGAACUUGUGGUUUGAAUGGUACCACCCACGGUUCACCAUCUUUGGCACUCUGGCCUUCUUCCUGGUCAUGAAGUUCUGGAUGCUGAUCCUGGCCACAACAAUCCCCAUGCCUGCUGGGUACUUCAUGCCCAUAUUCAUCAUCGGAGCUGCCAUCGGGCGCCUCUUGGGAGAGGCCCUGUCUAUCGCUUUCCCAGAGGGCAUUGUGGCUGGAGGUGAGGUCAAUCCCAUCAUGCCUGGGGGCUAUGCUCUGGCAGGUGCUGCUGCCUUCUCGGGGGCGGUGACCCACACCAUCUCCACGGCACUGCUGGCCUUUGAGCUGACCGGACAGAUUGUUCAUGCACUGCCUGUGCUGAUGGCGGUGCUGGCAGCCAAUGUCAUCUCCCAAAACUGUCAGCCCUCUUUCUAUGAUGGCACCAUCAUGGCCAAGAAACUGCCAUACCUGCCGUGGAUUCGUGGCCGCAAGAUUGGCGCCUACCCUGUGUGUGUGGAACACUUCAUGAACUCUACCCUCACCAUCCUGGCCAAGGACAUGCCCCUGGAGGAGGUGAUCAAGGCUGUGACCUCCACAGAUGUGGCUCAGUUCCCUUUGGUGGAGACCAGAGGUACUCACUCAGCUGGGGUCCGUGGAGGCUGCCUGGGAGGCUGGGUGGGGAUUCCCUCUGAGUGUCAGAGGAGCAAAGGCAAGCAGGGAACACACACCCUCUUUGAUCUGCUGACCCUCCAGACGCUGUUCGUGACAUCACGAGGCAGAGCUGUGGGCUCUGUGUCCUGGGUGGAGCUGAAGAAAGCAAUUUCCACCUUGAUCAACCCACCAGCCCCCAAGUGAGCCAGCCUUUGGGCUGCAACAAGGACCCCGGCUGCGGCAGGCAGCUCUACCCAGCCUGAACUGGGCUCCACAUUAUAUAGCCCACCCUGAGGGGACAAAGGAAGGGGAAAAUCUCACCCUGGUGGAUGUGCCUUCUGAGAUGCUGUGUUCCUGAGAAAAUAAAGUGAUGCCCAGAGCCGCUGCUCA
Messenger RNA from Cricetulus griseus (Chinese hamster), 2152 nucleotides. NCBI's taxonomy places the organism in Eukaryota, Metazoa, Chordata, Mammalia, Rodentia, Cricetidae. The record is from RefSeq and is a predicted model, not a curated record.